AUGUCCGAGGUAUGUAAUUAUAGCCGUCGGCACUUUCUCCCUCUUUCUCUCUCCCUCCCUUCACUUUUGAAAAAGACAGCUUAGAGAGUAGAGAGCUUCGAUCUUUUCGACAAAAUAUUUGCAAGUUCACCAGGUCUUUUUGAACCUUCUUCUUUUUGCAGGAUCGGGUUGUGGACGACGACAAACUGCAAAUGUCGGAUAACGAUCCGUUGAACAUCGAGAAAGCCAACGGGAACGGAGGAGUAUGCGAGGAAGAGCCGGAAAGGCCCAUAUCCGGUAAGCCAAUUACAUUCUCUUUUCCUCUUUACUCCUGCUGACUCACUUUUGGAAAAAUCUCAUUUGACAUUCCUUCCGUUCUAAAUAUAGCCAUUCAAUACGUAAUGUUCCUUGAAUCCUCGACCUUUCCCGGUUGGUAACUUGAUCUCUUUUGGAUGACAUAAACAAACGUGAACGUCAAACUACAAGAAACGUUUCAGCUCUUGACAACCGUCAGGAAAAACUGAACUGUCUUCAUGGGUUCCUCAGUCUUCGCCGUUUGUUUUAUCUGGUCGGUUACUCAGUCGGACAUUAUCCAUACGCUUACCUUGUCGUCGCGGUACGCUACAGUAUCCUGAUACACUAUAAAAGAUGUUCUUCCAGCUUUUGAUCUCGAUCAACUCUCUAGGAAUGUAUAAAAUUGUACUCAAAGAUCGCAUUCGGGACGGGUACACGCCAACGAACGCACCUUCUAGAUACGAAACUGAUGUUCUUCGGUGGGAAUUCCUUUUUGAACAUCCACAGAUUUACAGUAGCUAUUUGUAGGGAGUUCUACAAUAUUUCCGGUGAUCCUGCUAUGACCAUUAUGAUACUCAUGCCUAAAAAUGGAACAUCCAUGCAUGCAAAAGAGAAUCUUGACGAAGCGGAAAAGCUCUCCAAGUACGUCUUCCGUUCUUUAUCUUCAUCCGACCGGAAGUUUUAACCGAUCAUCUUUAUCAGAUUCUUCUUCAAUGAUUUCAACGCUACACGCGACGGCAAAGUGCUCCGAUUUGCCCAACUUUGCGAACCGUACUGUCAGAUCAACAUGGUUUUCGAGCUUUAUAAGGUCCGUUGAGCAUAUUCACAUGAAUACGUGAUGAGAGGGGUUUUAUUUUGCAGAACGCGUUUGAUGACCAGUACAAGUUGUUUUCCACCGAGAAACGCGUUUUAACAAGCACCAACUUGUCGUAUCCGCUUGCCACCAUGAACGGAUUUGACAUUCAUUUGGAGCGCAGUUUCUUUGGGGUCGAGUUUAAUAAAAAGUCGGAGAGCGAAAAUACGACGGAAAUAGCUGAAGAUCUGGCUCCACAUCAAAUCAUCACAAAUAUGAAACAUGUUGAGGUAGGGAGAAAUUCAAGUUAACGGGCGAAAACUGGAUGUUCAGGUGAUUGUGUUUAUUUUCCGUGGUGAUCGAGAUUCUGUGGAGAAGGAAAAAGAUCUGAGCAAGUGGGAAUUGGAUGCCUAUGACUGGAGUCUCAACGAGUACAAAAGUGACAUUGUGGAAGUGCAGAUUGUGGGAACAGAUGUGCUGGACAACGAAAUGAUGAAGGAUGGCCGGAGACUCAUGCCUUUCUUUGCUGCAGGUUCGGUAACAUGUAUUGGUGAAAACUGAGAUUUUUAUUUUCAGGAUUUGGUUUUGAGAUCACGUUUGUGAGCGUAUGCGUGAUAAUCACAGCAAUCUAUCACAAUUGUCUGGACAGAGGAAAACUGUGGGCAACUUUCUCAUCCUCCUUCUUUGUUCAUCUUGGUGUUUUCAGAUUGAUCAGUCUGGGCGCAGUGCUAUGUCCUAUUUUGGCAAUCACCUCCACGUAUGGAAUUGUAUCGCUGCUCGGAAUGCGCACGAACUCGUUCAUGUUGGUCAUGCCGUUUUUAGUAAUGGGCAUCGGUAAGUAAUGGUCGCGUUGUACUCAUAGCACAUAAUUGGAUUUAUAGGAGUUGACUCGUGCUUCCUGAUGAUCCAUAGUUGGCAAAAAGAGCGACGAGCCCAAGCGAGCGGCACGGGAAAUCGGCUUGGAAUGGUUUAUGAGUCCGUGGGCCCAUCAAUCACAAUUACCUCGCUCACCGACUUCCUCUCGUUCGCCAUCGGAGCACUCGCCCCGACGCCAGGUUAGACAGAAUUUGUGACGUCAAAACAGCAAGGGGGUUAUUUCUAGAAACUCGUCUUUUCUGCAUCGCGUCGUCGAUUGCUCUCGCUCUCACAUUCAUCCUUCAACUCGUGCUCUUCGGUCCUAUCUUGGCAAUCGCGACGAAAUAUGAGCACAAAACUACAUCUACUAAUAAUAGCCAGUGGAGAAAAUGGGUAUUGAGAUCAUAAUUAAACUGGGGGAUGAUGAACAUUAAACGAGUUUUCAGCUGAAAGCCUGCUGGAAAAAGUGCAUCAAUGUGUAUUGUAAAAUUCUCUCAAAUAAGUUGUUUGCUCUUUUGGUCAUGUUCGGAACUGGAUGGUAUUGGUACUGCUCGAUCUAUGGACUGAUGACCAUGAAGACGAGACUCGAUGCCGUCAAGAUUCUGCCAAAGGACUCUCCGCUUCAACGCCCUAACCUGGUUCUGACUAACUUGGUGUGGGCCAACUACCAUCCGGUCACAAUCAUUGUGAACUCGCCCAUUGAUCUUGAAAACAGGGCCCAGAUGAACCGAUUCUGGAAUAUGGUGGAUCAGUUCGAGAAGAUGCACAACUGCAAGGGCAGCGAGUCGACUCUUCUUUGGCUGCGCGACUACAUCAAAUACUUCUACCACGGAGAGCCAUUUGACCUGUUCGCGUUCUUUGGAUUGUCAACCCCUGAAGUCUAUCCGGAGAUUGACCCAUUCACAGCUAAUAUUACAACUCAGAAACUGCCAGAAUUUCUGAAAUCACCAUUUUUCAAGCACUGGGACAGCUUCAUUCACUACCAUUACGACCAGUACGUAACUUCAACUUUGAUUUCUGUAUUUAAACCCUCACUUUUCCAGGGGUGUCAUCAAACUAGAUCGCUUCAUGAUGAAUGUGGCGUAUGACAACACAUCCUCUUGGGACACUCGUAUUCAGUUGAUGACAGAUUGGAGAAAAGUUGCGCAUAAGUGAGCAAAAUCAACGCUAUCUCGAAUUUCAAUCUGAAUUUAGCUUCUCUGAUUUGAACAUCACCGUCUGGGAGCCCAAUGGAAUGUUUGUCGAUCAGAUGUUGAGUCUUGGCAAGACCGCUACGCAGGUAAUAAGAGUUUGAAAGAUCUUUGAGGAGUAAGGAAAGAUGUUUCAGACGGCAGUGUGGACUUUGGUGUGCAUGGCGGUUGUGUGUGCAAUCUUCAUUCCCAACCCGUGCAGCAUCAUCACUGCGACAUUCUCUAUCGCAUCAAUCACAACAGGUUUGUGCACAGCCAAAUGUUACCUAAAUAAUACGUUGAUUAGUUCAUGCCCUUAACAAUGCAAUCAUUAUAGGCGUCAUGGGAUUCCUCUCCCUUUGGUCCUUCGACCUGGACCCAGUUGUCAUGGCGGCUGUUUUGAUGUCAAUCGGACUGUCUGUUGACUUUAUUGCUCACGUCGCGUACCAUUUCCAGGUUAGAAUCGUUUGGCAAACAUCUCCGUUGAUCCUCUGGCCAAACUUGUCUGUUUUCUUUUCCUUUACUGUAUCUUUGCAGUUGGCACACCGGAAAGAGAUUCGCAACGGAAGAAUAAAGAAAAUCCCGUUGAAAGGCUCGACGGAACGGUUGGAGCACACGCUGGGAGCAGUGGCGUGGCCCAUGAUCCAGGCGGGAGUGUCCACGAUUUGCUGCAUUCUGCCGUUGCUCUUCCGCGCGGUAAGUUAAUCCCAGGAAGUGUUUGAUCAGGUGACACACACAGUGUCUUCUAAGACUUCAUUUCUAAUUGACGCAACCCCAUCUGACGUAACUUCCGGAGUAAACACCGAAGAAAGUCUUUUUCGGUCCGUUUCCCAUCUUGAGACCUUUCGCACCCUUUUGUUUAACCAAUCCUGCGCAACAAAGCCACUUGAGAGACAGAGUGUUCACAAGUUUCCUCCAACAUUUCACACAUUCAAUUUCCUUUCUGCAGAGCUACUCACCAUCUGUUUUCGUGGCCGCAAUCUUCCUCGUCGUCACAUUUGGAAUGUUGCAUGGCCUCUUGGUAAGAGAGCAGUUCUUUGUGUCCGCCCUCGUGGCCCGGGCGCAAAUUUAAUUAAAACCCCCCGAACAUUCAUGUUCUUCAGAUUCUGCCCACUUUCCUGGCGGCUCUUCCGGAAAGUGUGACCACAGCCAAUUGCUACCGCGUGUUCCUUUCGAGCUCAUCCGAGCGAAGUUGCCGUUACGUGCCCCGCCGGGACAGCACCAACAGCAUCGAGCUUCAGAAGAUCGAGAGAAAAGACUCACUUCUAUCCUAA
Caenorhabditis sp. 36 PRJEB53466 is the source of this 4364-nucleotide messenger RNA. The record is from the annotation of a GenBank genome assembly. NCBI's taxonomy places the organism in Eukaryota, Metazoa, Nematoda, Chromadorea, Rhabditida, Rhabditidae.